GUCGCCGCGAGCUGGGGGACUCGGACGCGGCCGGUUCAGUGGCCAGGAAAGGCUCCGCCGCCGCUCCAGCUCCCGGCCGCCCCGGGGAGCGCGCGCCAGCGCCCCAGGACACCGAGGCCCACAGGACCGCAGCAGCAGAAGCCAGCCUGUACCUUCGAUUUCGGAGCAGCCUGUCACACCUUGAGCCCCCAGGCCGCCCGCGUCCUAUAGACGGUGCCCAGCGACUCUGGGCUGGUGACCCGAAGGCCCGCACUCCAGCUUCGCGCUCGGGCGCCCCGACCUCCAGGUGUUGGGGGCCCUCCUCCACCUGUCCUAGGAACAACCAAAAAGUCCAUCCGGGAUUUUCCUGAGUAAACAAGAGCCCCACGACUUUUGCUCGCUGCUGGAUUUAAUAGACUUCACAGUCGAGGGACUUAGAGGGACAUUUUUUUUUUUUGAGAUUCCUCUUUGACAGUCCUCCGCCCCUCUCCUCUACACUGGUGUCCAUAAGGCUGAUUUUUUUUUUUCUCCCCGAGCGUGCGUAGGGAGGGCGAGGACUCGAACCCGCAAGGCGCAGUGCGCGGGGCCAUGUAUCAGAGCCUGGCCAUGGCGGCCAACCACGGCCCCCCUCCCGGGGCCUACGAGGCGGGCGGCCCGGGCGCUUUCAUGCACGGUGCGGGCGCCGCGUCCUCGCCGGUCUACGUGCCCACCCCGCGAGUGCCGUCGUCGGUGCUGGGCUUGUCCUACCUGCAGGGCGGCGGCGCGGGCGCGGCAGCCGGGGCCACGGCGGCCGGCAGCUCGGGGGCGGCUCCGUCGGGCGCAGCUCCUGGGACCCAGCAGGGCAGCCCGGGCUGGAGCCAGGCGGGGGCCGACGGGGCCGCCUACACCCCGCCGCCGGUGUCGCCCCGCUUCUCCUUCCCCGGCACCACCAGCUCUCUGGCCGCCGCCGCGGCAGCCGCCGCAGCCCGUGAAGCUGCAGCCUAUGGAGGCGGCGGCGGGGCUGGGGGCGCGGGGCUGCCGGGCCGCGAGCAGUACGGGCGCGCCGGCUUCGCGAGCUCCUAUUCCAGCCCCUACCCGGCUUACAUGGCGGACGUGGGUGCAUCCUGGGCCGCGGCCGCCGCCGCCUCCGCCGGCCCCUUCGACAGCCCGGUCCUGCACAGCUUGCCCGGCCGGGGCAACCCCGCCGCCCGACACCCCAAUCUCGUAGAUAUGUUUGACGAUUUCUCGGAGGGUAGAGAAUGUGUCAACUGUGGGGCCAUGUCCACUCCCCUGUGGAGGCGGGAUGGAACAGGGCAUUAUCUGUGUAAUGCCUGUGGCCUCUACCACAAGAUGAAUGGUAUCAACCGGCCUCUCAUCAAGCCCCAGCGCCGCCUGUCUGCUUCCCGCCGAGUGGGCCUCUCGUGUGCCAACUGCCAGACCACCACCACCACACUGUGGCGUCGUAAUGCUGAGGGUGAGCCUGUGUGCAAUGCCUGUGGCCUUUACAUGAAGCUGCAUGGGGUCCCCAGGCCUCUGGCAAUGCGGAAAGAGGGAAUUCAAACCAGGAAACGGAAGCCCAAGAACCUUAAUAAAUCAAAGACACCAGCAGGUCCCUCAGGAAGUGAGAGCCUUCCUCCUACAAGCAGUGCUCCCAGCACCUCCAGCAGCACGGCCACCAGCAGCAGCGAAGAGAUGCGCCCCAUCAAGACAGAGCCAGGGCUGUCCUCCCACUAUGGCCAUAGCAGCUCCAUGUCCCAGACAUUCUCAGUCAGUGCCAUGUCUGGCCAUGGGCCCACCAUCCACCCCGUCCUCUCGGCCUUGAAGCUAUCCCCACAGGGGUAUCCAUCUUCCGUUAGCCAGUCACCACAGGCCAGCUCCAAGCAGGACCCUUGGAACAGCCUGGCCUUAACCGACAGUCAUGGGGACAUAAUCACUGCAUAAUACCACCACCUCCCUCCUCGGAUCCCUGCUCGGACUUGGGGCUUAAAGGACAGCAGAAUAGAGGUGCUGGACUGGAGGGCUGGCCUGCUCUGUCUGGGAACAACUCCAGAAGAACAACUGGGAAGAAACUUGAAGUCAUCAUUUGGGUGGGGGAUGCUGGUGUUGGGUUUUUACCAGCUGUCUUUUCAAGGUGGGGUCUGGGAAGACUGGACUCCAACCAGAAUCCCCCCCCAACUCUACACACACACACACCUUUUUAGGACCAGCACACUGGAGUCCCUUCUAGGGAGCAGAGACUUCUGGAAAUCUCCUUUCCUGCCUCUACACCAAGAUGCCUUUCUUGUACUUUUCACUGCUGGGAACCACUAUGGCCAUUCUGUUUGGUGUCCCAGCACUGGGAAGCUAAGGGCCAGGACCCCCACCCCAGCCUGUGCCAGGCAUCUGCCUGACCUUGGAUGCACAAUCAAACACUCCCCUCAGGCUAGGCAGGCCCUGCAGCCCUUAGUCUGGAUCUUGACUCCAGAAAACAGUGGGUGUAGCCUCGGUACUGAAUGCUUUGUGGGAAGAGGGUACCUCACCCAUCUCACAGCUUGACUGGCAAAACUACCCCCUCCCAGUCCCUUCUCCUGCCAAAGGCCUCAGGCCCUCCUCAUCAUCACUCCCAAGGCCUCUGAAAGUGAAAUCCCAUCCUGAGUGAAUCAGUCAUGCCUCAUCAAACCAUAGCUUAACAGUUGAGCCAUAACAGCCCUCCCACCUCACCUUUCCUUCUCCCCAUUAUGCACAGGGGCUCCUGAAUAAGAACAAAAUGGUUCUGCUGCUAAUAUGAGAUUGAAACACUCACCUAGGACUUGAGCAGGUAUCUGCCAGAUACCAUCCUCGAUACCAGUGCUGUUUGGGUAACGGGGUUUCUGUGGACUCUGACCUCUGUGCAUUGGGAUCUUGCUGAUUGCGAUAGGUGGACCUAGGAGUUGUGGCUCUUAGUCAGAGUCCAAGUCCAGCCAACAGGUAUGAGUGCUUACACCCUCAUCUUUCCCCAGCAGAAAGCUUUCCUCUGGGAGGCAAAAACCCAACAUGAAUUCAAAGUCAACAAACCCAACUCAGUUCAUGGAAAGAAAAGAUAACAACUGAUCAGAGAAGACUCUGAGGAUGGGUCUUGAGGUUCUCUCCAGCUCUGUGCUGUUCUGUUCUGGAAUAUUCUGGAACUGGUCUUCUACUCUCCUCCACAUUGCUGUCUCUGCCCAUGAUGCUGGGGCUCACAAAGACUCCUGUGUCCUGUCAUCAGCAGAGCCGGAGAUGACUGUGGCCUUGCGAUGCCCUGCCCCAAACACCCAGCCUUCCAUCCCCUCAAAUUCUACUGGCUGUAGCAGAGAAUGUCUUUAAAACCAAGAUUCUGUUUUAAUCACCAUUUACACUGUUUCUCAUCCAUGAAGGCCACCCCUGUAUACCAUCCCUAACCCACAAACCUGUUAACAUUGUCUUAAGGUGAAAUGGUUGUAAAAUCAGUAUUUAACUAAUAAAUUUAUCUGUAUUCCUCCUCUU
This is a messenger RNA of Erinaceus europaeus (western European hedgehog), 3438 nucleotides long. It is a transcript of the gene GATA4, whose product is annotated as GATA binding protein 4. Gene Ontology annotation, molecular function: DNA-binding transcription factor activity, RNA polymerase II-specific; RNA polymerase II cis-regulatory region sequence-specific DNA binding; zinc ion binding. The transcript has 7 exons. Lineage: Eukaryota; Metazoa; Chordata; Mammalia; Eulipotyphla; Erinaceidae. The coding region runs from base 568 to 1899 and encodes 443 amino acids. Gene Ontology annotation, biological process: negative regulation of transcription by RNA polymerase II; cell fate commitment; positive regulation of transcription by RNA polymerase II. The record is from RefSeq and is a predicted model, not a curated record. Gene Ontology annotation, cellular component: nucleus.